AUUAUCUACUAUCAACAACUAUCGACUAUCUCCUUAUGGCUUAUCAGUUUUCACAGUAAGUUCACAAGUUUACAGACUCGCCGUUUCAUGUGCUAGUUAAUAAGUAAAUUGUGUUCAUUGCCGUUUGCUUAUUUGCUCGUCAAUCGUACAUCCUUAGUCUUAGAUACCAUGGCCACUUCCGUUGCGACUAACCCUUCGACUUUGCUUCCACUCGAACUUGUGGAUAAAUGCAUUGGAUCUAGGAUUCACAUUGUUAUGAAAAACGAUAAAGAAAUAGUUGGUACUUUAUUGGGCUUUGAUGAUUUUGUCAACAUGUUGCUUGAAGAUGUAACGGAAUAUGAAUCUACGCCCGAAGGAAGACGAGUCACUAAAUUAGAUCAAAUAUUAUUAAAUGGAAAUAAUAUAACAAUGUUGGUUCCUGGUGGUGAAAUGCCUGGUGAAUAACAUUUUAAUUGAAACAUCCAUCAAGUCAUACAUCGACAUAAUAUGUUUAACUAUUAAUAAUAAUGUGUACAUGUUUAGCCCAUCUAAAUGUUCAAGUCUGAAAUAUAAUAAGUUACUCAUAACA
Metopolophium dirhodum (rose-grain aphid) is the source of this 568-nucleotide messenger RNA. RefSeq names its product U6 snRNA-associated Sm-like protein LSm5. NCBI's taxonomy places the organism in Eukaryota, Metazoa, Arthropoda, Insecta, Hemiptera, Aphididae. The transcript has 3 exons. Gene Ontology annotation, biological process: mRNA splicing, via spliceosome. Gene Ontology annotation, molecular function: RNA binding. The record is from RefSeq and is a predicted model, not a curated record. Bases 169 to 444 code for a protein of 91 amino acids. Gene Ontology annotation, cellular component: U6 snRNP; Lsm1-7-Pat1 complex; U4/U6 x U5 tri-snRNP complex.